Molecule: messenger RNA, 1209 nt
Organism: Spirodela intermedia
Lineage: Eukaryota; Viridiplantae; Streptophyta; Magnoliopsida; Alismatales; Araceae
Source: the annotation of a GenBank genome assembly
AUGACAGAAGGCGGGGGAAGUGCAUCGGCUGUCGCAGAUACUCAGAUUUGGUGCAGAGAGUGGGACGAGAUCUCCUGCCCAAUUUGCAUGGACCAUCCGCACAACGCCGUCCUUCUUCUGUGCAGCUCCCAUGAGAAAGGAUGCAGCCCGUUCAUCUGCGACACAAGUCACAGGCAUUCAAACUGCCUCGAUCGCUUCAAAAGACCGAAACCAGACCCAGAACCAGACCCAAGAGAGGGCUCUCCACAUGGAUUGAGGCCUCCUCUGCCAUCUCCCACCUCUGAAUCUGGCUCGGAUGUGCAGAUAGUAAGAAGAAGGAAUCUGGCAGGAACAGACGGAGCCCACAGCCCAGAAACAGGCGCCCCGGAAGCACCGGUUGGAGCAAACGAUCAAGAAUCAUCAGACAGAUAUCUGGAAACGAUGGGCCUUCAAGAUUCUGAUGUGGGUAGCGGUGUAAUGUAUCAGGGAGAGCUUCUGAAGUGCCCUCUUUGUCGUGGAACUGUGCUCGGCUAUCGGAUUGUGAAGGAGAUGAGACAGUAUCUGGACCAGAAACCGAGAGCUUGCUCAUGGGAGUCGUGCCCAUUCUCGGGGAACUACAGGGAGCUGAGAAGGCAUGCGAGGAGAGUUCAUCCGUCAAAGAGACCAGCUGAUGUUGACCCUAGAAGGCUACGGGAGUGGCGCCACCUGGAGCAUGAACAGGAGAUCGGCGAUGUACUCAGUGCCUUGAGGUCAACGACACCCAAUGUGGUUGUCAUUGGAGACUACGUCAUCGAUGGCGGCGGCCACCGGGUGUUGCCUAAUCAGGAAGGUGGCGGCGGCGGCGGCGGCGGCUCCGGCGAGGGCGGUGCCCGAUCAUGGCGGACCACGUUGCUGCUCUUGGAGUUGCUUGGCAGCCAAUUUGGGGAUGCGCCGCCGAGGAGCUCGUCAAGGUCGUGGAGGACCAAUCGAAGGCCUGGGCACCGGAAUCUGUGGGGUGAAAAUCUUCUAGGCCUGCAAGACGAAGAUGAUGAUGAGUUUCUGGGCAGUGCCGGGGUUCCAGUGCGCCAGAGGACCAGAUCAGGCCGCCGGAGUCCGUGGGGAGAUGAUCUUCUGGGCCUGCGAGAGGAGGACGAUGAAGAAGGUUUCUCAGACGGCGAGGAGGCCAUGGCGCCCCGCCGCCGCCGGCGGUUCGCGAGAUCCCAGAACGAUGCCGAUGGCAGUGAGAGAUGA